Messenger RNA from Hyposmocoma kahamanoa, 1460 nucleotides. RefSeq names its product thioredoxin domain-containing protein. The record is from RefSeq and is a predicted model, not a curated record. The transcript is spliced from 6 exons. Bases 53 to 994 code for a protein of 313 amino acids. Lineage: Eukaryota; Metazoa; Arthropoda; Insecta; Lepidoptera; Cosmopterigidae.
ACAUAUUCUUCUAAUUUGUGAACCAUACCCUUUGCGCCUAAACACUGUCAACAUGUUUUUGAAACUAAGUUUAUUACCCGUAUUCCUUAUUACUCUAGCCGAAAGUCAAACUUUGAGAAGUGUAAGCGACGAUGAUUUGUUACAGUUGAUAAAAGAUAGAGAAAAACUUAUUGUUUUGUUCACUAGACCUAAUUGUGACACUUGUAACAAGUUUGAAAAACUGCUGGAAGGGCUCCACUCGGAUUUCAAUAAACACAUGAGUGCUGAGACAGUGAAAGCUGUGAACAGUCACUUGGCACGUCUCUACAAUCCCACCAAAGAACCGGCCCUUGUUUUCUUUAGACAUGGGAUACCUUUACUUUAUAGUGGUGAGCCAGAUGAAAAUGAAAUCUAUGGCUUCUUUGACAAGAAUCAAACUCCAGCUGUGAAGGAACUUACAGAUAAAAUAUUUGAGCACAUAACACAGGCUGCCACUGGGGCCACUACUGGGGAUUGGUUUAUUAUGUUCUAUGGUGCCUCGUGUGUAGAAUGUCAGCGUCUGCAUGCAGUGUGGGAAGGAGUAGGCGCGACGCUGCGCGGGCGCAUCAACGUGGCGCGCGUUGACGCAAAUCUCGCCGGCGCUAACACUGCCAAACGCUUUCAUGUGUCCAAAUUACCAGCUUUCUUAUUUUUCCGUCUGGGAAAAGUCUACAAAUACGAUUUGCCAAAGAAUGACGUGAAGUCCUUUGUAGCAUUUGCUCAAGAUUGGUACAAAAAUUCCAAAGGAGAACCCGUGCCUCUCCUAGCUUCGCCAUUCGAUGAAAUAGUAGAGUGGUGCGUCGUGAUGAUCAAGUUCAGCAUGGCUUAUGGUCUAGACAUCCUCGCAAAAUAUCCAUGGAUCUGGCAAAUCGGCGUCGUGGGAUUCGGUCUAGUAGCCAUAACAGCUCUCAUAGCAUUGGUAAAAGCGAGAGCACGACCCACAAGGGAAACGAAAAAAGACAAGAAGAGCAAGUAACUUGAUGCAUCGCUUGGGCUUGCUUCUAAUAUCGCCCUUAUGACGCUAAUGGACGUGAUUUACAAUUUUGAUUUAGCGUAUUUACAUCGCAAUAUAGAUUCUACAUGGAAGAAAUAAGUUUUUACCGCUGUUGUAAAUUAGGUUAAUUCGUGUUAGAGGGGAUAAUAAUGAGUAGGUUUCAUUUAUUAACAUAUACAAACAAAACAAAACAUUUUUAAACAUGUGACAAUGUUAUGCAUUAUUUUAUUUCAACAUGUCAUCAUAUAUGGAGCAAACAAAAAAGCUACUUAAUGUAGUUUUUAGGCUGUUUAUAUAAAACUUCCUAUACAAGUGAUUUAAAUAUUAGCAAAGUCUAUAGUAUCUACGUUUACCAAUGCAUUUAUUAUUUUAAUACUUUUGUAUCUUUAUUUUAUUUAUCGUAAUGAUAGUGAUGUCAUUAUGUGGGAAUUAAGAUUAUUGAGUGAAU